GCGGCCCGGGGUGGAGGGUUCUAGAAGGCGUGACGUGGGGUCGAGAGCGGGCUCAGAGGCGGGCGCCUCUCAGCAGUCGUUGUGGCCGCAGCUGCCAAGCCUGGGGACCCGGGCGGCCGGGGCCGCGGGCGCAGCCUCCUCGUCUCCCCGGCCAUGGCCGCACUCGGCCGGCCCUUCAGCGGCCUCCCCCUGAGCGGCGGCCCGGACUUCCUGCAGCCGCCGCCGGCCUUCCCCGGUCUGGCCUUCCCGCCGGGAGUGGACGGCGCCGAGCUGGCCCCGCGGCUGGGACCCCGCUCCUUCCCGAGCAGUCCCGGCGGGAGCGCGGGGCGCGGACGUGUUUCAGUUCGCUGCAAAAAGAAACACAAGCGAGAGGAGGAGGAUGAUGAUUGUCCAGUAAGAAAGAAAAGGCUAACUGAAGCAGGGCUAUGUGCUGGUCCUAAUGACUGGAUUCUUUGUGCACAUCAGGAUAUAGAGAGUCAUGGAGUAAAUCCGUGCACUAGUGGCCUCCCUGCACCUGGCAUGUUAGAUGUUAUUUGUGAAGAAAUGGAUCAGACAACAGGAGAACCACAGUGUGAAGUUGCGCGAAGGAGGCUUCAGGAAAUCGAGGACAGGAUAAUUGAUGAAGAUGAAGAAGUUGAAGCUGACAGAAAUAUUAACCAUCUCCCCAGUCUUGUUCUUUCUGACACCAUGAAAACAGGUUUGAAGAGGGAAUUUGAUGAAGUCUUUACAAAGAAAAUAAUUGAGUCCAUGAGCCGUCCUUCCAUGGAGCUUGUGCUCUGGAAACCUCUCCCUGAACUCCUUUCUGAUAAGCCAAAGCCGUCAUCUGAUGCUAAGAACUACACAGGAGAGAGCCACGCCAAGCAUGCGGCUGCUGGCACUGCCUUUCCUGGGAGAACUGAACUGUUCUUGGAACCUCGGCAAACAGGGAUGCCUGUGUACAGUGGUUUGGAGACAGCUGCUUGCACAGAAGAAGAGAUGGAACUCUAGAAACCAGUUUCUAUGCUAAAGCUGUCAAAUUUUAGAAGGCUCAUGGAUUUAGUCAUGAGCCUACUUGUAUAGCAUAGGGACUUGAAAGUUUUAUAAAACGGGUGUAAUAAUAUCUCCACCUGUGAUUUGGGGUGGGACUCUUACUUCGGGUAGCCAUUUCUUGAAUCCAACUUUUUGCCAAGGAAGCUUGUCUCAAGGGAAAAGCAGUUUUCCAGGGGGCUCAUUAAGGGACUGGAAUUGCAGCCUGCAGAGGCAGGUUCAGAAGCUGUGUGUAUCUAAGGGUGACUUAAGUCAUCUGUUACAUUAUCUAAACCAUUCAGAUAAUCAGAAUAUUCAGAUGCUUGAAUCUGAAAACGAUGCAUUGAGAAAAGGAUGCUCUUACCACGCCUAUGCCCUGACAGUUGAGUCACAGCUUCAUCUAUGGAUAGGAGUUCUGUUCGCCAUGGUGACUGAAUAUGAUUGGGAAGAGGAGGGAGAAAAGCAAUAGCAUAAGCCACUUGCUAAGAGAUGUAACAGAGGCUCUGAAACUUGGAUGUUGUCCGUUCUGUGUAUCUAUAUUGAUUAAAUAGCUGGUAGCAUUGUGGCUCACCUCUUAGCCUCUGAAAAUGCAAUGAAAAUACAAAGAAAAGGUUUUUCCUACAAGGCUUUUUUGCCUUGUGCUGCUGUUGCUCCUUGGUUUCCCUUGCACAACUGAUAAGCCCAGUUAUUCAGGAAUGUUUACAACGUAAUUAACUUUGAGUGAUAGUUAAAAAGUGAUUGUGAGGUAACCCAUGUGCAAAUUGGCUACAGAGGGAAGCCUCCCUUAAGUAAUCGAAAGUAACUGCCGUGUCAGCUAAGCCCCGCAUUGAUAGAUAUUUUAAAAAGGUUAUGCCUGUGUUAGCAAGUUGAGUAUUUUAGUGUUAACUUGGAAAACAAUGACAAUAAUGAACUAAGAACGUGGGUAAGCGACAUUGAGAUGCACUGAACUAGCCAGUUUGCCAGGUGUUUUUAACUGUUGGUGCAGUAAACCUCUGAGUUAAUAGAGAACAGCUUCCUGCUAACAGGACAUCUUUAUCUUAAGGAACUAAACCAGGCUCAAGGUGUCCUUUGGGGAUAACCGGGAUUGAAGUUUAUUUCUCAGGAAGGGCUCUUCUGUGUGGCAGGGACUCAGUAGGGUCAAGUAAAGCAACACUUCGUUUAGUGCUAUGGAAUAUCCACUAUAACUUAUUAAAUGGGUGUAAUGGUGUAAUACUGGCCCUUAAAUCACACAACAGGAGACCACCUUAUUUCUUUUUGUUUUGUUUUCUGGGUUUCUUGCUCCUUUGUAGGAAUCAUACCUUAUGUAGAAAAAAAUGGUUUAUGCCAAGUAGAGGUGACUUUUUAGAAACCUGCUCCCAGGCAUUUUUGAAACCCAUGCUGAAAUCCUUCCCCUGUAACAGAUGGCGUAGAAGUAACGAGUCUGUUAAUUGGACUGUUUCUUCCCUUGCCUGUUGUUCCUGCUUUCUCUAUUUCUGUCUGGAUAGUCAGGAAAAGAUUUAAUGUUUAAUAUUUAAACAAUAUUUAAUAUCUACACAGUAAAAUUAUUCAAACUUCAAACCAGUAUUAAAACCAGUUGGAAACCA
Messenger RNA from Suricata suricatta (meerkat), 2588 nucleotides. It is a transcript of the gene CCDC117, whose product is annotated as coiled-coil domain containing 117. The transcript is spliced from 6 exons. The record is from RefSeq and is a predicted model, not a curated record. Lineage: Eukaryota; Metazoa; Chordata; Mammalia; Carnivora; Herpestidae. The coding region runs from base 154 to 987 and encodes 277 amino acids.